Messenger RNA from Triticum aestivum (bread wheat), 2282 nucleotides. RefSeq lists its product as uncharacterized. Lineage: Eukaryota; Viridiplantae; Streptophyta; Magnoliopsida; Poales; Poaceae. The transcript has 15 exons. Bases 299 to 2050 code for a protein of 583 amino acids. The record is from RefSeq and is a predicted model, not a curated record.
UUGCCGGCCCAUAUCCGAACUCUGCAGGCUACGCUCCCUCCGGAGUCCGCCGGUCUGCCCAAGCCCGCCGCAGGUAACUCGCCGCCGGCUCCAUUACACGCGGACGCGGGCAAAGCUCAAUAGCCGAGCGCCCUUGCCGCCCGGCCGGGGUGAUCUCCGCCGCCGCCGUACCCUAGAGCUGCCGGCGUUACCGCGGACAGUCGUCUUCUCCGCCGCUCAUGCUCGUCCCCGUUGCCGUGUACCUUGCAAGCUACGACCGUGAAACACUGCAGGUUUUUGAGUGUUCGGACCCGGGAAUAUGCUGCAGACUAAGAGAGCUGCCGAUGAUGAUCUCACAGAAAGCUCGAAAAAGAAUGGAAGAGUCUAUACUGGUGGAGGAGAGACACUUGAUGUGUUGAUUUCAGGGGAUUUGCAUCCAGAUGUCAAUUCGGAAGAGCCGAUUGACAGCUUUAGUGACUCUGGCCAAAGUGUUUGGAGUGAGCUCAGUAAAGAAGCCACUUCAAAAAUUUCUAGAAAUGUUGUCUCCCUCGCUUUGUCUGAUGGACAUACGGUGUUGUUUGCAUGCUCAGGCAUAGCCUUGCGAAGCGGGCGGUAUGUGACAAGCUUUCUGACUUCAGCAAGUUUGGUUAGAGCUUUCAAUGAUAAUAACAGAGAAGGCCAUGAUACCUUGAAUAUCGAAGUGCGUCGCAACGGUGAGGUUGCCAAAGGGAUCUUGAAAAGCUAUGAUUCGGAUCAGGGGAUUGUUGUUGUCCAAGUACUGUUUGUCACUCUUGGUGUUCAUCCAGUGGAUCUCAGUCCUCAGGUGGAAUUUCUUCCCUGUAGGAAGGUAGUAGCUGUCACACGUGCCGAUUCUGGCACAUUAAUGGUCGCAAGUGGGAUACUUGCUGUUGAGUCAAGCGGAUCUGAAGAUGGCAAACAGCUUAUGUUCUCCACUUGUAAAAUCUCUGAGGCUUGGGAAGGUGGGUCGCUUUUUGACUAUGAUGGGAACUUUGUUGGCUUGAACCUUUCUUUGGUUGGGGAAAGAAUUUAUUUCAUGCCAAGGAGUAUAAUUAUCGAACGUUUGGAGGAACUUCUGCCAAAAAAGGAAGCUAAGACGUUCAGGAAUGUAGAAAUACAGAGAGAGGUACAGCCCUGGCCCUAUUGCACCUAUCCAAGCGACAGAUCUGGGGAUCUAGACUCCUUGGGUUAUCCAAAGCCAUCAUCGACUGUUGUCAGUGAGGGCUUGGUUUUGGUUAAUACCUUCGAAGAGACUUUUGGUGAAGUAUAUGAUUCUGGUAAAGGUGUAAUGGGUUCUCAUAGUUUACCUCGACGAGUUGUCUCACUUGCUUCAUUCAGCGGAGAAAGGAGGUUUUUCGUGUGCACAGGCUUAUUUAUUGACUGGAACGGAUGCACCCCCAUUCUGACUUCAGCGAGUUUGGUUAGGGAUCCUAAAGAUGAAAACAAGAUUGCUGAAAAGUUGAAGAUUGAAGUUUUGCUUCCAAACAAAGAGCGCAAAGAAGGGAAAUUGCAACAUUAUAAUUUAUACUAUAAUGUUGCUCUCAUCGUUGUCGAGGAUUACCGUUGUCUUCGUCCAGCUAGAAUUCAUGAAGAUUGGUGGAAUCCUUUUACUCUGGAAGAUCCCAAUGUAGUAGCUGUGGGGCGCUGCUUCAAAUCUGGCAGGUUAAUGGCUACACAUGGAAGACGAACUGGCUGGUCAGGCAUGCUUGAUUACAGAGAUCUUAGGUACUCCAGUUGUAAGAUUACUAAGGCUGGGAUUGGUGGUCCUCUGCUUGACUUUAAUGGGAGAUUUAUUGGCAUGAACUUCUAUGAUAAGAAAAUAGGAACCCCAUUCAUAUUUAGGGACUGUAUUAUUCGAGUGCUGGCAAAUUUUGUGGAAAAAAGGACUUUUGAUGAAGUUGGCAGUGAUGGACCAAUCAGGUGGCCUGUGCCCAUACCGUGCUGGCGCCAUCCGGACGAUGAGCUCAAAGAUUCGCUCCCACCUGGCCAUGGGGAAAAAUCUGGGACGUUCGGAUUCUCAUAUGUGGAUGGAGUUAGAGUCGAUAACCAUUAGAUGUCCUGUGCUCUUGCUCUGCUCUGUGCUGUCCAUGUGGUGGUGAACCUGUUUGUAUGAGCCGUUAGGAAGUUAUCUCUCAUGUAGCCAUGUCCCAAUGUUUGGACUAGUAUUUUGGUGUUCCUUUUAUCAGAAUGAAUGUAAUUCAUCAAGAGCUAUUUGGUGUUCGCCAGUUUCUGCCGUAGCUGAACAUUUUCUGCAUCUUUGGGAAGCAUUUCUACGUGCAAGCAAA